GCAGGGAUGAAUUAUGAGGGAUCCCAUAAGUUUGACAAAAUUCCAACUUGGAGAAUUUAUACCCACAAAAAUAUAACAAUUUAUAUAAUUAUAAAGUCAAAAACAAUAACAAGAGAACAAAACAGAAACACUAAGACAAUAAUAGGACUACAGAUCUUUAUAUAUCUCUCUCUAACAUUUCUGGGCAUUUACACUUAAAGAAUAUGGAGUAAAGAAAUAAGCUUCUUAUGGGUACAAAACAAAGAUUAAUUCUUUCAUCUUUCCAAAUAGCAUUAAUAAGAAUUCAGAUUAGAUUAUACUACUGUAGUAUGUCCCCUGAUGACAUUAAAAUGGAACAGAAGGAGCGAGUAUAAAGCAGCACAAUUUCUCGUGGAGAUUGAUUGACUAUAUAUAUUGCUAAAGAUUAAAACAUCCAUUUUGAGUAGGAGCUCUCAAACUGGCCCUCGUAUUCUAGGACAUUGUUGAUGAGUUAAUGACAUGUGUUCCACAGGCUGUUGGAAACAAAUGCUUGAGUGAGUGAACAUGGUUCCAAUAGACACUGCCAAAUCCCCACUACUUGAGCGCUCUGUCAUUAAGUCUGCAAAGAAAUUCGGAGAUGUCAACAAAGCUUUUACAAGGAAAAGAUUUCGGCGCAGCAAAAGCACCCCUUUUACCAAGUACAAUCCCUCAAAAGAGUCAAUUAUCAACAUUCAUAAUGAUGAUGAUCCAAAUCCUCCACCACCAUCGUGUAGCCCCAAUGAAAAACCUGUCCUUUUACAUGUGUUCCUAGCAUUGGCCUUGUACCUUAGUGCUGGAACUAUUUGCUUUGUCUUAGUUAGGGGUCAGCUCGAUGGAAAGAAAACAAAUGGUGUAGUUGAUGCCCUUUAUUUCUGUAUUGUCACAAUGACCACUGUUGGAUAUGGAGAUCUUGUCCCUGCUACCACUCUGGCCAAGCUGCUUGCCAGCUUGUUUGUUUUCAGCGGGGUGGCUGUUGUCGGUAUGAUUCUUAGUAGAGCAGCUGAAUACAUCGUUGAAAAGAAUGAAGCGCUUGUGGUCAAGGCUUUUCACCUUCAGGAGGAGGCCGUACCUUCUGCUGAGAUACUUGAAAUGGUGCCCGUGGAAACCAAUAGGACUAGAUACAAAUUUGUGAUGGCCUCGAUCCUUCUGUUAUCGCUUAUGACUGCAGGAACAUUGUUCUUAACCUUACACGAAGAAAUGGACCUGAUUGAUGCCUUCUAUUGUGUUUGUGCCACAGUCACCACUCUAGGUUAUGGGGAUGAGAGCUUUGCCUCAGCAAAGAGCCGACUUUUUGCUGUAUUUUGGAUAUUGUGCAGCACUAUGUGUCUAGCUCAGUUCUUUUUCUACCUUACUGAACUUUAUACAGAGAGGAGGCAGAAGACCUUUUUGGAUUGGGUUCUUAGCAGGAAGCUUACACUAGCUGAUAUUGAGGAAGCUGACCUUGAUAAUGAUAACGUCGUGAGUGCUGCAGAGUUCGUUAUAAUGAAGCUAAAAGAGAUGGAGAAGAUCACUGCUGAAGAUGUCACCGUUUUGAUGGAGUGUUUCAGGAAUUUAGAUGUGGAUGAUUCAGGAACCCUGACUACAGCUGAUAUAAUAAAUUCAGGCUAAUCUACAUGCAGGGUAUGAAAACAGAAUAUAUUCACAAGAGAAAUCUUUCUUGCAUAUCCAUACUUGUGGGAAAAGGUAGCAUCUUCGAAACAAUCAAUACUUUUGGAAACUAGUUUAUAUCUGUAUUUCUGCUGUCUGCAAGAUUUCUGAAGCUUUUAUAUACAUGAUAGACACCAGUAAUUAUCUACUUAGUGUAUGGUUGCCUUCUUUGCCAAUUGCCAUUCUUACCUAAUGGCUCGGUUUUUUUUUUUUUUUUUACACAUAACUCCAGGGCUGGCAAGCUAGUAGCCUGGUGUCAAUGUUAUAUUCGACGUUUGGCUUUGUUAUGCAUACGAUGACUAGUUGCAAACAGGCAACUCAUAUCCUGAAUAUAAUCAAAAUUAAAAUUUUACAAUCAAGCCAAUUCAAGGGUUCUCAUUCUUCUAACUUCUACAACUACA
This is a messenger RNA of Chenopodium quinoa (quinoa), 2045 nucleotides long. RefSeq names its product two-pore potassium channel 1-like. Gene Ontology annotation, biological process: potassium ion transmembrane transport; stabilization of membrane potential. Gene Ontology annotation, cellular component: plant-type vacuole membrane. Lineage: Eukaryota; Viridiplantae; Streptophyta; Magnoliopsida; Caryophyllales; Amaranthaceae. Gene Ontology annotation, molecular function: calcium ion binding; potassium ion leak channel activity. The record is from RefSeq and is a predicted model, not a curated record. Bases 523 to 1605 code for a protein of 360 amino acids. The transcript is spliced from 4 exons.